Molecule: messenger RNA, 737 nt
Organism: Amblyraja radiata (thorny skate)
Lineage: Eukaryota; Metazoa; Chordata; Chondrichthyes; Rajiformes; Rajidae
Gene: sdhaf3
Product: succinate dehydrogenase complex assembly factor 3
Exons: 3
Coding region: 141-512 (123 amino acids)
Biological process (GO): succinate metabolic process; mitochondrial respiratory chain complex II assembly
Cellular component (GO): mitochondrial intermembrane space; mitochondrion
Source: RefSeq, a predicted model, not a curated record
GAACAAACGACGAAGCAGUCGGAAGGUUAUUGGCGUUGCACCUCGGCAGACAGAUCGCACAAGGCAGGCGGCGGAGGGGCCGAAGCGGCGGAACAGCCGUUGUCCGUGUGUGACGGUUGGCUGUGGGUGACGGUUGACACAUGGCCGGUGUCCACGUGGCCGGUGUCCGCGCGCUGUACAAGCGGCUGCUGCGCCUCCACCGCCGGCUGCCCGGCGACCUGCGCGGCCUGGGCGACCGCUACGUCAAGGACGAGUUCAGAAAGAGCAAGACAGCCGAAGCGUCGGAAACGGCGCGUUUCAUGGAGGAGUGGCAGGCAUAUGCAGAUGUACUGCAGAUACAGAUUAAGGAGAGGGAGAUAACGCAGAAGGUUCGAUAUGGAGCCAAUCUCACAACAAAUGAAUUGCAAAGGUUUAAUGAAGAUCAAAUUGGACAACUAUAUGAACUGAUGCAAGAAGCCACAAAACCUGAUUACCAGUUAAUUACUGAAAAUGACCCUCAUCGGAAGAAGUAAUUUAACAACUGCCACAACAAGAAAAACUGAAGAAACCAGAGAACUGAAUCGUUAAUUCUUGUUCUGUCAUCAGAAACAAUGAUCUAUAAAAUUUAAAGCAUUUUUAGUUUGAAUGUUUAACUAUGGUCCCAUUUUAUUCCAAAAGGUGAAUAGAGAAACAGUUUCACUGGAUUUAGGAACAUUUAUUUCAGAAAACUAAAAAAUAAAUCGGUAUUAUAUAAACAA